AUGCGGGACACAGCAGCGAUGCGCUUUGACAAGCGGUAUACUCUGCAAAAGCAAAACAACCGAGACGGGACUGCUCAAGUUAGAACUUGGCCCGGACAGGCUCUUCCUAGAAUCAUAGAACUGUAGAGCCGGAAGGGAUCCCAUGGGUCAUCUAGUCCAACCCCCGGCAAUGCAGGAAUCUCAGUUUAAGAUGACAGAAGGCCAUCGCAUCCAACCUCUGCUUCAAAACCUCCAAGGUGUCUUUUGGAACAAGAUGGAGAUAGACUGAAAUUGCAGAGUUUUGAAAAACUAAAAAACAAAGUGCGAGACUGGCUUCAUUAUCAUCAGAUAAUGGAGGCAUACAAUUUGGACAAGAAAAUCGGCUUCCAGGUGGAAAAAUCAAAACUAGAAACAGAAUUGUUAGAACCCAAAACUAAGAUUUUGUCAAAGAUGUAUAACUUGCUGUUGAAAUGGAAUACUCAGGAUGAAACGGUGAAAUCUGCUACGAUUAAAUGGGCACAAGACGUUGGACACAACAUAAUGAUGGCUGACUGGGAACAGUUGUGGACCACAGGUAUGAAGUUUACGGCAUGUAAUGCCUUAAGAGAGAAUAUUAUGAAAAUGAUAUACAGGUGGUACAUAACCCCAGUCAAGCUUGCAAAAAUCUACCAUUUGCCCGAUAACAAAUGUUGGAAAUGUAAAGAAACUGAAGGUACAUUCCUUCACCUCUGGUGGACGUGCCCAAGGAUUAAGGUUUUCUGGGAGAUGAUUUAUAAUGAAUUAAAAAAGGUAUUUAAAUAUACCUUCUUAAAGAAACCAGAGGCCUUUCUCCUGGGCAUAGUCGGCCAAUCGGUGUUAAAGAAGGACAGAACUUUCUUUAUGUAUGCUACAACAGCAGCAAGAAUACUUAUUGCAAAGCAUUGGAAGACACAAGACCUACCCACACUGGAAGAAUGGCAGAUGAAAAUGAUGGACUACAUGGAAUUGGCGGAAAUGACUGGCAGAAUCCGAGACCAGGGAGAAGAGUCGGUGGAAGAAGAUUGGAAGAAAUUUAAAGACUAUUUACAGAAAUAUUGCAAAAUUAAUGAAUGUUAGAAUGAUGUUGGAUUGAAGUUAAGUGGUUUCUAGCUGUAAUGGUAUAAGAAUAUGGAAAAAUUGGAUUUUAAUAGGUCAAAACUUAAUGCUAUAAUAUAUUAAGAUUAAAGAUUAGGAUAAAAUAAGGAGGGAAAGGAAUUGCUGAACUAAUAAAUUGAACCAGAAUACAAAAAAGGGAGGCAUGAGGAGGUCCGGGAAACAAGUAAAUGAAAGAUAAGUGAUGAAAAGAUGGAAUUGUUUUUAAUUGUUGUUUUUUUUUUUGUAUUUUGUAUUUUUCUUUUCUCUAUUUUUCUUUUUCUUAUCAAUGUAAUUUUUUUUGGAAACUUUAAUAAAUAUCAUUUAAAAAAAAAAAACCCUCCAAGGUGUCCACAACCAAUGUCGAGCAGCUCCUUACCAGUUCCAACUCCAGGAAUUCUCCAAAAAAAUAAUGGGGGACCCUUCCCCUUUAAAAAACAAAAACCCACCUAGGUCCAGAGAUUGAAGGCGCGCCUUUCCCUUCCAGCCAAGUCUGUCAACCCCGGGUGGCGCGAGCGACCGAGCACGUGACGCCAACGGCCUCCGCCGCCUGCACAGCGCAGGCGCGAGAGCGCGCGCCGGCUUCGGAAUGCUUAGCCGCACGCGGGGAGACCGUUAGUUGCUUAGCCAGGGGAGAGAGUUCCGGCCCUGGCUCCACCCACUUUCACAGGCGGCCCCGCCCACUUCGCGCUUCUAAAAGUGUGAAGGCGGCGACGGGUGGGCCUUGUCAGUUGUGGUUGGAGCGGGACGCCGAAAGCUGCCGAGCCUUUAAUUCGUCGGAGUUCGCGAUAAACGGUAAGGAGGGGAUAUUUGGAGAGGAAGGAGGAGGAGUUGUUUGUUCGUCGAGGUGGAAAUUGGGAGUUCGUUGUCAUGGGAGAGCGAGGCCUGUAAGCCGCCUUGAGUCCCCUGAGGGGAAAAGACGGGGUAUACAUAUUUAAAAUCUAAACGAAACAAGCACCAACAAUUAAGAGCCUCAGAAAGAUGGAGGAAAAGCGAAAUUUUAUGGAGGCCUGAAAACGCGACUCCACCACCCCAGGUUCACUGUAUGGGUUUUCCAUUUCAGUAUUUGGCCCCCGUCCCGUCGAGGUUGCCCUUGGACUUUUUCCUUUUAAGCGGUCUCCUGAAUCUCAGGGAUUUUUUAAAUUUAAAUUUAUUUAUUUAUUUUGGAGUUCUGGUGUGUGGACCCAACCAAAGCGGGACUCCGCCCCUCGCACUUCUUUGCCAAGUCGCCUUUUAAAAAAAGAAUAUUUCUUGGUAUUGUUUCGAAUAUAGCAGACGGUGUUGUUAUAGCUAACGGGCAAAUAGGUCGCUGAAAAUUAAAUCCGUCACUUUAAAGUUCAGCAGCGUACUGUCCUGGGAGUUUUUACUGGGACCCAAGCCCAGGUCCAAGACCAUUUGGUUUCUCUGAACGGUUCAGCAGCAAGUAGGGGCUGUCUAUCUAAUAUAUGUGUGUGCUUUCUUUUGAUGUGAUGGGUUAGGAAGCGGAUAGGGUGGCCAUGUGGUUAAAUCAUUUGAGUAAAUUAAUCAUAUCUGAUUUGAUUAGGUAAAGCUACAUAUGUUUGUAUACCAAAACCAAUAAUCCUGAAUUCCUUAUUUUCUCAUAAUGCACACAGGUAUUGCAGCUGACACCCUCACUCUUUGUCAGUACUUGUAUUUUUUUUUUUUUAAAAAACCCCUGAAAAGAAACAUGCUGCCCAGGCACAAGAAUGAUUCCCAUGCCUAGUGGUGUGGGUUGUCUGGAAAAUCUUGAAUUGGAAGGGUUUCCAUGAAUUUAUGAAAUGGAAACUUCCCCCAGAAAAGCACUGGAAAACCUCACUGCCCAUGUUACAUUUUAGACACAGAAAGUUGUAAAAUGUAUUUGUAUUAAUGUACUUUUAAUCUUUGUUGGAAGCCUCCCAGAGUGGCUGGGGAAACCAAGCCAGAUGGGCAGGGUACAAAUAAUAAAUUAUUAUUAAAUUAUUAUUAUUAAAAGUGGAGUUGUCUACCUGGUUCAUUAUGACAGUAGCAAUCUGCAGUAUCUGGCUGCUAUUAUUAGAAUUUUGCUUUCAAACAGACAAACCCAAAAGUAGCUGAGGUCUAUUUAGGUUGGGAGAAAAAGUAAUUAACAUAUUCAGUUAUAAUAAUCAUUAUUUCAUGAUAACUCUGACUGCUAAGACAUGUUCAGAUACAUGUAACUAAAGCUUAUAGAUUCAUAAAUGUGCAAAGGAAGUAGUUUCUUCUUUUACAAAAUAUUUUAAAAGGCUAAAAACCAAAAUGGAAGAUAGUGUCCAGCAACAGCUGACUUUGAUGAUUAGGGUUUAUUUAACUUGCACAUAUCCACUGCCAUUCUCAAGGCCAAUAAAAUCACUGCAUGCCUACCUAGGAUACAACAAAGUAAAAGUUCACAAAGGCAUCACAAAUCACAUCUUCACAAGCGCAUUGUACAAGGUAUGGACAACUUAUCAGCCCUUAUUGGAACUGUGUACACCAUGGUGGCUAUCACCAUUAGAAGCCUUCUCAGUCAAAACAGUAAAUAAUGUAUAACAGGGAAUUGGGCAACGUACAGCCAAUUAGUAAAGGAAAAACAAGGCCAACCAAAGCUGAAAACAUUCAAAGAAAUAAGGCACAAUCUCACAGACUGGCUUCAAUAUCACCAAUGUUUUUUUCCUCGGAUAAAAAAUUAGGCUUUGGGAAGGGAGAAUCAAAGUUGCAAAAAGUAUUAUUAGGAAAUAAUAAAAAAUUAUUAUCUAAAGUAUACAAUCUAUUAUUAGAGUGGGACUUAUAGAGUUUAUCUUUUGAUAAACAAAUAAAAGAAGCACAGAUCAAAUGGGCUCAAGAUAUCGGACAUGUAAUACAAUUAGACCAGUGGGAAAGGUUAUUGAAAAUUGAUAGAAGAUUCAAUAGAAGAUUCACUGCCUGCUAUUCUGUAAAAGAGAAUAUCAUGAAGAUGUUCUAUAGGUGGCAUAUGACUCCUAAAUAUAUAUAAAAUAUAUAAGACCAAAUCCAAUCUUUGUUGGAAAUGCAUGAAAGUAGAGGGUACUAUAAUGCACCUUUGGUGGGGCUGCAAAAAAGUCAAAAAAAUUCUGGGGCUGCAUCCACGAUGAACUAAAAAAAGAUGCUCAGGAUAUCUUUAGGGGGGGAAAUCGAGUCAUUCUUUCCGAGUAGUAGGAUAUGAGAUACCACAAGACAGGGAAAAAAUCUUUUAUGCAACUGCAGCAGCCAGGUUACUCCUUGCAAAGAACUGGAAAGGAAAUUAUAUAUCCACAGAAGAGAAUUGGCUAUCUAAAUUAACAGAAUUUAUAGAACUGGCAAAAUUAACUGUGGCAAUAAGAUAUCAAACACAUCAGAAAUUAAGGUCACAAUGGUUAUGGUUCGAAGAGUAUAUGAGUAAACACUGCUCUAAAGAUAACAUGCUGAUAUGUUUAGACUAAGCUCGUAAAGCCAUCUUGAUAAUAUAAUAGUAUACUAAAAGAAAUAAUGUAGUGAUACAUGAUUUGCAAUGUAAAUAAGAACUUGAAUGAAAAAAUGACGAGCACUGGUGGAGGGAAGUCACAAAGGUGUAUUUUCUUCCACCUAUUUUAUGUACUUAUUUCUUACCUUAACUUUUUUCUUUCGUUUUUCUUCUUUUCCUUUUUUGUUGUUAUUAUGAUGAUAUUAUGGUUGUAAAUGUAUGUGUAUUAAUAUUUGUAUGAAUGUCUAAUCAAAUAAAUUAAAAUAAAAUAAAUUUUAAAAAAUCACUGUAGAAAACAAAUACAUUAAAACUGUAGUCCUGUACUUGUUUACCUAGGAACAAGUCCCACUGAACUAAAUCAGGCAUACUUCUGAAUAAACAUGUUUAGGAUUACACCGUAAAUCAAUUUACAAUGACAUGAAAAAUAUGACUCCUACGAUGAUGUCCGCUUUAGUGCCUCCCUCAAGAAAAUAGCCGUAAACAUUCAAAGAGUGCAUAACAGUUCAUAAUACGCUAAUAGUAGAUUGGGAAAUAGUUUACUGUUUUAGCCAUAGUGAACAUUCCCAAUCAAAUCAGGAUUAAUAGGCCACUACUUUUGCUUGACAAAACCAUUUCUGGCGAACCAGAGCAGCGCACGGAAACGCCGUUUACCUUCCCGCCGGAGCUUCCCUUUACCUUUUACUCUUGCUUAUUAAACAAGAGAGGCUAAACCUGUUAUAUAUUUAGUUGAAAGAUACAGCUGCUAAGUUCACGUUUAGGGUGUUACUGAAAUAUUGCAUAACAUUAGGAAUUAUUAGGAAUUUAGCUUCUUUUUUUUCUUUUUAAGGAUGAGACAAAGUUCAAAGAUAGGGAACAGGGUUAAGGGUUUGGUGUGCGAUGCUAGAGAGUGUGCUACAGCAGGUGGACAACCUUAAAGUUGCAAGGCUGCUAAAUGCAUGUUAAGCUUCUUAAUUUCUGGAUGUUCUAUAGUUAUUUGCAUGUACAUGUACCUUGUCUUUUACAGUAUGGCUCCUCAAAGUGUUUAAAAUAAUGGAAACAAAAGGAAUGAUUGGUAAGCCCCUCCAGCCAGCAAGACCUGCACGCCAUCUCUCGUCCCAUGGUAAGCAUCUUGAUGAUUUUGGAGUGCAUACUUGGAAAUAGAGUACCAAACUAUAUGUAAUUUGCUGUUGCAUGAUGUGGUUCUUAAAUAUUAAAUAGCAAUUAGAGGAGAGAUCAGAAUAAAGGGAGGGAAUUUUAAGCCUUUCCUUCUGUGCCACAGUCCUAACAAUAGUCUGGGGGGGGGGAUGAAUUUCUGAAGUUCUUUUAGAUGAGGUAAAGAAGUAGAAAGAUGGGCAUCAAGGUUGAGAACUCAGGGAAGCUGCCAUUGUCACCAGUGGCAUUUAUGAUAGUUUAACCCUAAGAGAUAGCAUUACUAGUUUUUAUGUGCCCAUAUGUAUUUAUUGCAUUUAUCUAUUACCAUUUAUGCCAAGACACUAUUAGAAAUAGUACAAAAUAUUCUCUGACUGAUAUCUAGAGCUGAUGGCACUAGCUGUUUUGGCAUUUAAUCGCAGCCCUCCAUUACAAGUCAUGCAAAGCAAGGUUCUUCUGAAUAUUCCCUGAGAUAAAGUUCCAUUAGAUAUAGUGGGGCUUAAUUCUGAGCAGACAUCUACAGAACUAUGCUGUAAAAAUAACCAACCCGCCCCGCUUAUAUUUUUGCCAUAUUCAUUGACAACAUUACCAUCCUCUCUGUUAUACAUACAUAAAGUUAUAUUUUAAUUGUACUUUACUCUCCACAUUUGGUCUGCUGGCAAGUAAUGCUGCUUUUCUCUUAAUAACCCUGCAGAGAAAUACAGCCCUUCCUCUCUGUUGCGUUCGUGAAAACUCGGGUUCAUUUCCUGGUCACCCCUUGCAUUUACUACUGCAACUGUCCAUUUCUGGCAAAAAAAAAUCCUAACUUCACCAAGGAGUUCUGAACCGGUGGUGACUGACCAGGAAAGAAAUAUUGGCUAUGGCGGAUAGCUCAAUGAAAAUGUCAAACCAGUGUACAGCAGCUUUGGGGGGAAAAGUGAAUGACAUGUUGGGGGUCAUAAAGGAAUUGAAAAUAUUAUUAUUAUGUCUUUAUACAAAUUGUGGUGCAACCACACUUGGAAUAUUGUGCACACUUCUGGUGUCCACACUUCAAGGAUAUUGUAGAGCUGAAAAGGGUUCAGAAAUGAGCAACCAAAAUUAUCAAGGGACUGGAGAAACUCCCCUAUGAGGAAGCAAACAACAUUUGAGGCUUUUUAGUUUAGGAAAAAGGAGUAAGUGGAGAUGUGAUAUAAGAUUAUGCAUGAUGUAGAGAAAGUGGAUGGAGAUAAUUUUUUUCUCCAUUUCUCAAUACUAGAACCCAGUCAUUCAAUAAAGCUGAAUGGAAGAUUCAGAAGAGACAAAACAUACUUCUUCACAUUGUGCAUAGUUAAACUAGGGAGUUUGCUCUCAUCAGAUGUGAUACAGACUUGGAUAGCUUUUAACAGGAAUUGGAUAAAUUCAAGCAGGACAAGGCUAUCAACACGUAGUAGUAAUGAUGGCUAUAUCGCCUCUAGCAUCAGAAACAAUAUGAAUACCAGUUGCUGUGGAACAUGACUGAAGAAAAUACUGUUUCAUUCAUGUCAUGCUUCUGAGCUUUCAAAAUACAACCACCCCCCAAACUUUGCUUGGCUUUUAGUUAAGAAGUUUAUCUCCCCUAUUUUUAUCUUAAAUUGUUUUAUCAUGUUCUUAGUUGUGUGGUAAUAAUUUUAGUGACUUGCUUUUAUAUUUUAUGUAAGCCUAUAUGAUUUUUUAUUUUAAAGAACUACUUUGAAUUUAUUAUUUUUUGAAAGCACAAUAUAAAUUUCUUCAUAAAUAAAAAAGCCUAAGUCCACUAUGUUCUUCCAUUGUUUACUCCUGCCUUAAUUUCUGUUACCUUACUAGUGGCGAAACAUGAUCAGCUGUGCUGUAUUUUAUAUUGUAAGCUUGAGAUAUUUACAAAUCAUCAUGUACAUUGAUGGUUUCAUGUAUGUUUCGUAUGGACUAAAUAUUACACUGUUGCUCUGGAUUCAGGGUGUUUAAUUUUUGAAGUUGGAUUAGAGCAAGAAAGUGUAGUUCAAUUUACUAACAAAUAAGUAAACAUAUUAAAUUAUUUCUACAACAUCCUUUCCCACAGUAUCAGCAACCACUUUCACUUUCCAGACAAAGUUUCCAUGCAACCCUUCUGUACAUUUGCAUAAUGAAAUUAGUUCGGUAAGUAUUCAUCCAGUAUGCAAAAUAAAUAGUAUUCACUAUAUUCUGGGCUACUACAAAUAUCCCAAUUGAGCUUUGAUAUAACUAGAUAAUAACUGUGUCUCAACUUCAGUUAUCAAUUUGGGAGACGGGAAUAAUGAUGUGCUUUGAGAUUAUAAAGCUGAAUGAAAUAAUGAUUUUUACAGUAAUAUGGUGGGGGGGAUGGUGAUUUUGGUAGCUGUGCCUACAGAAUCAGUAGUAAAUAGUUCCAUUUACACACUCAGUAGUCUAAUCAACAUCAAAAAAACGAAGAUCAUGGCCACUGGGCCCAUCACCUCCUGGCAAAUAGAAGGGGAAGAAAUGGAGGCAGUGAGAGAUUUUACUUUCUUGGGCUCCAUGAUCACUGCAGAUGGUGACAGCAGUCACGAAAUUAAAAGACGCCUGCUCCUUGGGAGAAAGGCAAUGGCAAACCUAGACAGCAUCUUAAAAAGCAGAGACAUCACCUUGCCAACAAAGGUCCGUACAGUUAAAGCCAUGGUUUUCCCAGUAGUGAUGUAUGGAAGUGAGAGCUGGACCAUCAAGAAGGCUGAUCGCCGAAGAAUUGAUGCUUUUGAAUUAUGGUGCUGGAGGAGACUCUUGAGAGUCCCAUGGACUGCAAGAAGAUCAAACCUAUCCAUUCUUAAGGAAAUCAGCCCUGAGUGCUCACUGGAAGGACAGAUAGUGAAGUUGAGGCUCCAAUACUUUGGCCACCUCAUGAGAAGAGAAGACUCCCUGGAAAAGACCCUGAUGUUGGGAAAGAUGGAGGGCACAAGGAGAAGGGGACGACAGAGGACGAGAUGGUUGGACAGUGUUCUCGAAACUACAAACAUGAGCCUGACCACGCUGCGGGAGGCAGUGGAAGACAGGAGUACCUGGCGUGCUCUGGUCCAUGGGGUCACGAAGAGUCGGACACGACUAAACGACUAAACAACAAAGUCUAAUCCUUGAAAUCUCCCCCAGCCUUUCCUAUCCUGGUACUCUCUAGAGAUGUUUUGGAUUCCCAUCAGUCGGAGGUAAUAUUACAAAUGGUCGUGGGUGAUGGGAGCUGCAGACCUAAGCAUCUAAAAUGCACUAGGUUGCAGAAGGUUGUCUACUUCGUAUUUCUCUGGAAAUUAAUUGGGUUUGUAUAAAGCAGUUUGAGACCUGAUAUUUAAGUAAUUGUGUCAAGGAACCCAUUUAGAUGAAGCAUGACCAUUGAUACAGUAGUCAAGCAUAGAAAGGCUCAUGGGUCAAUAGAUAUGACUCCAUUACAAGAUAGAAAAUGUUAAUACUAACUUCCUCAUUUUCAUUUAAAUGUUAAAGUAUCUGUGCCAAUAUCACAUGUGGUGACUGCAUACGUACCAUUUUUGUGUUUGUUUGGGAUAGUGAAGCAGUGUAAAUCUGAAGUUUGUGGUCUUGGUAGGCAGGCAGAUACUGUACAUAACAGUUAAGGACACAUUUUUUGUGGUAGGGGUAUGUUUUGGUUUUGUGAUGGCCUUAAAUGUUAACAAAAUAAAUGUGCUAUAUUUUGUAGCACCUUAAAUGCAAGCAAUUUUACUGUGGUCUGAAUUUUCAUGAGCUAGCUUCCACUUUAUUGGGUGCAUGAAGUUUAAUGGCUAUGUGUACACAAAGACACACACACUAAUUAUAUUAUAUAAGCAUCAAACAGCACUUCAGACAAGCUUGCUCUGGUCUCUUUCAGGAUUCAUUUAUACACACCUACACCUUGUAUGCGGGUGGCACUGUGGGUUAAACCACAGAGCCUAGGACUUGCCGAUCAGAAGGUCGGCGGUUCGAAUCCCCGCGACGGGGUGAGCUCCCAUUGCUCGGUCCCUGCUCCUGCCAACCUAGCAGUUCAAAAGCACAUCAGAGUGCAAGUAGAUAAAUAGGUACCGCUCCGGCGGGAAGGUAAACGGCGUUUCCGUGCGCUGCUCUGGUUUGCCAGAAGUGGCUUAGUCAUGCUGGCCACAUGACCCAGAAGCUGUAAGCCGGCUCCUUCGGCCAAUAAAGCAAGAUGAGCACCGCAACCUCAGAGUUGGUUACGACUGGACCUAAUGGUCAGGGGUCUCUUUACCUUUACACCUUGUUUGCAGUGUGGGUGUAAAACUGAGGUUAUAGGACAGGCUUCCUCAACCUCAGCCCUCCAGAUGUUUUUGGUGUACAACUCCCAUGAUCCCUAGCUAGCAGGACCAGUGGUCAGGGAUGAUGGGAAUUGUAGUCUCAAAACAUCUGGAGGGCCGAGGUUGAGGAAGCCUGUUAUAGAGGAAUACCAACAGUGAUUAUUAUGUUAACAGUGGCUACUUACAAAAUAGCUGCUGAUCAUUCAAAAUACAGCGAUAUUAUUAUUAGUAUUUAUUAGAUCUGUUAGUUGCUUGCUAGGUAUGCAAGCAACUUAAAUUACAUUUAAAACAUAAAUAUCAAUACAUUAUGCAAUAAAAACAGAAAAACAACCCCCUCAAACAGCCCCAGGAAGCUUUGGCAGUGCACGAGUAACAAAAUGACAUCAUCUUAGUCUAUCAAAAGCUUGGGGGGGAAAUGAUAUAUCUUAAUUGGUGCUGAAAAUACUGUUUGUGUGACCCAAGCAGUAAAGAGGUUUAUAGGUCAAAACCAGCACUUUGAAUUGGGCUUUGGUAUCUUUGCUUUGGAUGCUAACUGACACAUGUAGUUUGAUGAUGGUACCUUUGUCCCUAUUCAAGCCACAAGUGAUGACAAUUAACAUCUUGAUAAAUUGUAAUACAGCAUUUUCACAUUAGUCUCCCUUGAAACUUCUUUUCUUCAAGGUUACAGGGGUCUGGUAGGUCGAGUUUCUGCAAAUAGUUUUUGAGUCUUGCCAUUUCUGGUGUCAAAUUUGCAUCAGUUUAUUAUUCUAUUUUAAAAUCUGGCCUAUUAGUCCAUAAUCUGGGAAACAAUGACAUAGAACUGAGCACAAAAUUCACAUUACUGCUGUCCCCACCCUCUGAGCCACUGCUGGCUGUAAUAAGCAGUUCAACCAUUUUCAGAGAUUAAAUAAUCAGUAGGAAAUGUUAGUAGCUGGCAUAAUCUAUGUCAACUGUCUUUUUCUUUUCUUUUUCUGGCUUUGUCUCUGCACCAGCACUUUGUGACUGGUGGGCAUCAGUAAAUUUCAGCCCAAGCAGUAGAAGGUUUGAGAACCCCUGUUUUCUGGAGGUUGCAGAAAUGCAUUGCAGGCAGAUUGAACAUUGGAAGAUGCGAAGGUGAAAGAACCUUUUGAUGCUGGCGCUAGUUCCAGUAAUAAUUUUGCAGGGCAGACAAGUGGACAAACUUUGCAUCUCUGUUUGCCACAUGGCUUGUUCCUCUGUCCAUGUUACAUGACAUAUUGCUGGUGAGUAGGUGUUUUAGGUUGGGUGGCUGUCUGUAAACAAGUACAGGUCUACCACCCAAGGCCUGUGAGAAAGUGUGACAGUCUUACUUUCUACAUCUCAUUUCCCUUUUGCAGCUACUUACACACAUAUGUGUGACACUUCAUGCUUCUGGUGACAUGGACUGCAGUCCAUGAAACUUUAUGCCAUAAUAAACUCGUUAAUCUUUAAGUUCUACAAGAUUCAUUGGUUUUGCAACCACAAAUGUUGCUACUGCUACUCUGAAUUUCCCCCCAAUUAAUAGAAUUAAGCAAUCAUCAUAAUAGAAUUACGUAUUCAUCACUAUAUUUGCAUGAACAGCUAAGAUGAAUUCUAGACUGCGGUAAAACAUCAGUAUUUUAUUCUUUGUUUUUAGAUGUGCAAGUCUAAUGGAAUGCUGGUUUUAAAUGACAGUCUAAUUCCUACACUGUCAGAGCAGCAUACACCUGAAGUUACAAAAGGUAAACAUUGUGAGUAGAAGUACUGAACUAUACUAAUAAACUGGAGGUGUAUGGACUAUUGAAAAGCCAAUUUUUAAAUUUGGGACAUGUCUUGACGGGCCUUUUUACAUUGUCUCAGGAUUGAGUAAGAGGCUUCAGGCAAUCAUUGAGGAAACAUGCAGUGAUCUUUGCAUGUUUACCUCAGAUUGCAAUGUUAGUCUUGUUCUAUUAUUUAAAGUUUAUAAAACUUUGGAAUUGAUUUGACUGAGUAAAAUGGAGAUUUACUUGUGUUCAAGAGCUCCUUCAGUACACAAAGCUCAUUGCAAGACAGCUUUUUGUACAUCAGAGGUAAAUGAGCUAAACUAGGUUUCAACUGGUCGACAUUUCUUGUCCCUUCUCAAUAUUACUAAUGCUAUAGAACUCUCAGCUUUAAAACUAUGUAUAAAUGGGUAUCCCAUAGUCUGUAGAAAUCCCAAUCUAUUACAAUGCAGCUUUCACAAAUACUCACUUGCCAGUGAGGUAAGAAUCAUAAAUACUAUAAAAAUAGUUUAAUUUAUAAUUUUCAUGAGCUGUUUCAUGCAUGUAUGUACUCUUCAGCGCAACACUUAACAUUUAAAAUUUGCAUUGACAGAGAGAAUAACAUAUAGUAGAGAUUUCCUCUUGAAGCUUUCAAAGGUUUCACUUGCACAAAAGAAACCAGAAUUUCUUCCCGAUCAUCCCAUUGUACUUGAAAAACCAGUAAGUGUUUGAAAGUAUUUAAGUAGCUUGUUUUGUGAUAAAAAGAGUACAGAUUAAUUAAUUGGUAGAGCAUGCUGUUGGUAUCUAGUGCUGCAGUCAUAGAAGGGGAAUUAUCUUACCCAGUGCUUUUUUUCUAAAAAAAAUGUUUAGGGGUACUCUCAUUUUCCUACUCGUAUUGAAAUACUGCCCCUCAAUGAGGCCAAACUUAGAUUCACAAAAUGUUUAGGGGUAUGUGUAUCCCUGCAUUGCCCCAGAAAAAAAGCACUGAUCUUACCCCUCUUCCCACUAUAUCCCCCAACACUCCUGAAUAGCUUCUCAAGUGUCCAGGGACAGCACAAAAUGCCUGAGAUGCGGAGCAAGGGGGUAAUUAGAUAGGGGCAGUAUUUGAAUAGAGCUCUUCUUAUGUAAGCUGCCUUCACUCAUUUACCCCCUCCUAGCCACUAUCACCCAGCAGGAGGCUACAGCAGGAGAAUGGGGGUGGGCUAUACCCCUUGUACAAGCGUACUUGCUUGAGCAACCUAGUAUCUUCCAUUUAUGCAAGCUCCUUCCAAAUUACUGUUCAAGGAAUAGUUCCUACUAAUAUGUUGCACAACUGGGAAUUCUGAGUUUUUCAGAGCAUCAAUUAUGAUAAGGUAAAUAUUGUAUAAUGUGUUCAUGUUCUUGUGUUUCAAUACUUUCCCAGUAACUCAGUCAUUCCCAUAAUCUGACAUGAAUACAAGAACUAUGGGUAUGACACAGUAAAGUGGGGUGUGGCUGGGAAUUUUUCAGAGAGCUGCUAUAGGGGAAUGCUAUAAAAAUCUUUAAACGUUUCUGGGUUUAAAGAGCAAUAUGGAAGGUAUGGGAAGGGCCUUACAAGAUUACAAGUAGAGAAACUGACUCAAAUUAAUGGAUACACUCCCAUUUUUUUUAUCAACUGCUAUUACUACUCCAAGAGCUUGUGUUCUCUUAUUUCCUGGUUCUGCUAUCCAUUUAUUAUUUUAUGUCAAUGGGGCGGGACUGGACCUGGUUGGUGGGCCAAAUCCAGAGUUCUCCCACCUUUUGUGGACCACUUAGACAGGUGAAUUGCCCUACCAACUUAUACUCUGUUGUCAGCUUUGAACUCAAGGCUUGCAGAGUGCAACAAGUGUGUGCUUGAUUCUUUUCCUUUUGGUAAUUUGGUACUUUUUGAAUUCAGCACUAUUAUUAUAGCAUCACAUUCUGCACAUAUGUCACAAGCAAUAUACAAAAUAUAUUAAAACAGCCAAAGAACAAUUAAAUAAGAGCACAGAAACUGAUAGCAGGUGAAUUUAAAAACAAACAGCAAUACAGGUGAAUUUAAAAACAAACAGCAAUACAAAGUAUUGUUGCUGCAGGGAAUCAGGGGAAAAAAGGCUCCAAAAUUGAAAGAAACCGAAUUUUACAAGUGUGCUUCUGUUUCUCCCGUUUCAGUUGGCACUGUUGGUUUACCUGUCUCAAACCUGAUGUUACAUGGCAUUUGGUGAUGGGCAGCUGGGGGUGGUUUUGACUAAACCAUGUCAUGGGCUAAAUGGGGAGGCGUGUGAGCUGAAAGUUCCCUUCUGUAGUUUUAUGCAUAUAUGUGUGCUCCCAGCUUUUUAAAUAUUUGCUCAGAGUCUAGUCCUGAGCUGUGAUUGCCCUUAAGCUUGCUUAAAUAUCUAUUGCGAAUAUUCUUCAUUAACUAAAUUUGGUGGUGGGACAUUUUGUCUUGUAGAAAAACUAUUUACUACCUACUGCAAGCAACAAUAGGUCUUUCUGAAGAUGAGGAAUGUGUCUUUUUCACCACUAAAAAUUAAGGGAAAUGGGAUCUGUAAUGCCAAUAGACUGUAAUCAAAAUUUAUCUUUUACAGUUGGUGUACCCAUCAGUUCAUUUCGGAAGUAAAGCUGUUUUCAACAGAAAACUUAUGUGAAAACUUCAAGUUUUGUAUGACUUAAACCAAUAGUUCACUGAGCUUUUGUAGUUAUAAAGGAGAGAACUGCUAAAAUGAGGCAAAACCAUUGUCACUUUUCAAAUUUGGAAAUGUUGCCUAUGACACCAUAGCUGUGAUUCCCGAAGGACUGAAGUUCACUUGAUCACUUUUGCUGCAACUGAUUAGAUAUGUGCAAUGGUGAGGAAGGCUAUUCUCAUUGGUCGGCUACUAUAAACUACUGACUCCUCAUGGCUACAUACACCUUACAGUAAGCCUUCAAACCACCAUCACAUAGUAAACAUUCCUCUGUAUCAACCCUUAGUGAAUGUUAAGUACGCUGUGUAUUAUAUAUGUAUAUCUAAAAUACUGGCUAGUCUUUUAUAAAAGCACAUACUUAAAUCUCUUCCAUUGAAAUCAUUGGGACUUGACUUUGGUUGGAUUGUGCCAUUUUUUUUUCUAGUGUUAUAACAUUUCUAAUGUAUUUAUAAAUAGUAGCGGUAUGUUUUAAUAAUUUUAUCGUGACCUGUCCUUUUCCCUCUCUGCCCUUCCCCCAUUUUUCACCUUAUCUUUUUCCAUCAAUCACUGUAAUUCUUCCUAAAUAAACUAGAUUGAUUCAGGGUGGUGUGGAUUUUAAACUGUGUAGAGUUAAUUAUGUGACUGUAAGCCACUGAUCUUACUGUCUUAACUUUAGUCAUCAGUAUACAAAACAGUCCUACUUGGGAGUAGACCUGUUGAAAUGAAUCAACUUAAGUCCAUUGAUUUUAGUGGGUCUGUUGAGUAGGACUAAAGCCUGAUACCACUCUCUAUAACCAAGUGAUAUCUUUCUAGGUUAACGGUAGCUGUUGCUAGCAGCUAUAGCUCUGUGGCACCAGGCAGUGGAAUUAUAUAAAGGCUAAGUCCUAUCCUGCUUUCUGUACUAAAAAAAUAGUAGUUUGUUCUGCUAUACAUAUCUCCCUUUAUGAUUGCCAACUUAUCUGCUGCUGACAUUGUAGACAGAUAUACAAAUAAUGGUUACUUGCAACUUGUGCGGGGUUACGUUCUAGGGAUUGCGCGUAAAGCCAAAAUUGUGUAUAGUCAGAACAACCUCUUGAACUGCCCCGUGAGCAUCCCUACUACUCCAAAACCAGUGCAGCAAAUGGACUUUGCCUCCAACACAAGGUGGAGAGCUUUUAAGCUCUUGCUUUCCUUACUGGGCUGUGUUCCUUAAAUGGACAUCCUCGUCAUAAACAUUGUUACAGGUAACUUAAGCGAUUUCAACUUUGCAGCCAGUCAGUUGAAAUUACACAAAUGAAAUGCACUGAAGGUGGACAGCUAAAAUUCGUUCUCAUUUGUGACUUGACCUAUCAUUGUUGGAAGGAAGACUGGUAAAUGGCCUGUGUUUCUGAUCUUUUCCGAAGACUGCAAACAGGUUUUAAAACUGAGCAAAUCCUUGUGUGUGUGUUAGGAGUGUAGAGAUGGAAUAGCACUUUCUUCCAUGGGCAAAGUUUUUCUUGAAGAUCUUUUGGCUGUGCAUGGGCUUACAGCGAAGCUUUCCAU
Messenger RNA from Podarcis lilfordi (Lilford's wall lizard), 15727 nucleotides. NCBI's taxonomy places the organism in Eukaryota, Metazoa, Chordata, Lepidosauria, Squamata, Lacertidae. The record is from the annotation of a GenBank genome assembly.